This is a messenger RNA of Columba livia (rock pigeon), 2543 nucleotides long. It is a transcript of the gene IGFALS, whose product is annotated as insulin like growth factor binding protein acid labile subunit. Gene Ontology annotation, molecular function: protein binding. Lineage: Eukaryota; Metazoa; Chordata; Aves; Columbiformes; Columbidae. The transcript is spliced from 2 exons. The record is from RefSeq and is a predicted model, not a curated record. Bases 96 to 1925 code for a protein of 609 amino acids.
ACGCAGGCGGCUGGACAGGCUUCAAGGUGGUUGCUCCAUCCAUCCCUGCGCAGUCAGCAGGGCCGGAGAGCAGAGAGGCAGUGCUGCCCGCCACCAUGAGCGCAGGAAAAGCGGGCAUCACCCUCCUGCUCCCUUUGGCUCUGCUGCUGGCCUCUGCCUCUCAGCCCCCUGGGGGGGACACCCCAAAGGACCAGGGGGACAUAGACCCCUCGCGCUGCCCCAGCCCUUGCGCCUGCAGCUUGGACGACUACAGCGAGGAGCUCAACAUCUUCUGCAGCGCCCGCAACCUGACGCGCCUGCCCGAGGAUGUGCCCCCCAAUGCUAAAGCCCUUUGGCUGGAUGGCAAUAACUUCACCCUGCUGCCGGCCGCUGCCUUCAGGAAUGUCUCAGCUCUGGACUUUCUGGACCUGCAGAGCAGCCAGCUGACUACUGUGGAGCAGCACGCCUUCCACGGGCUGCGGAGCCUCUACCAUCUCCACCUUGAACGCAACCGUCUCAAGCACUUGGCUCCCCACACCUUCCUGCACACCCAGAACCUUGUCUCCCUCAGCCUCAAUAACAACUACUUCAGUAAGGUGGAGGAAGGGUUGUUCGCUGGGCUUUCCAACCUCUGGUAUCUGAACCUGGGCUGGAAUUCACUUGUGGUCCUGCCCGACAAGGUCUUCCAUGACUUGCCCAACCUCAGAGAGUUGAUCUUGGCUGGCAACAAACUUGCCUACCUCCAGCACCAGCUCUUCUGCAGCCUUACUGAGCUGAAGGAGCUGGACCUAAGUGGGAAUGCACUCAAAGGCAUCAAGAUCAACAUCUUUGUCAAGCUGCAGAAGCUACAGAAGCUGUACCUGAACCACAACCAGAUCAAUGCCAUUGCGCCCCGUGCCUUCAUGGGCAUGAAGUCCCUCCGGUGGUUGGAUCUCUCCCACAACCGGCUCAUCUCACUGUUUGAGGAUACAUUUCUGGGCCUCCUGAGCCUGCAUGUCCUACGCUUAUCCACCAACUCCAUCACCAGCCUGAGGCCCAGGACUUUCAAAGACCUCCAGUUCCUGGAGGAGCUGCAGCUGGGGCACAACAGGAUCCGGAGCCUGGUGGAAAGGACCUUCGAUGGUCUGGGUCAGCUGGAGGUCCUCAGUCUCAACAACAACCAGUUACAAGACAUUAGGGCUGGGGCAUUCCUGGGGCUGUACAAUGUGGCGGUGAUGCACUUGUCUGCAAACUGCAUCAAGGUUCUCCCUGACUAUGUCUUCAAGGGGGUCACCAAGUUGCAUAGCCUCCACCUGGAGCACAGCUGCCUUGGCAGGAUCCGGGUGAACACUUUCUCCGGCCUGUCCAGCCUGCGGCGACUAUUCUUGCAGCACAACGCCAUCUCUGUCAUUGAAGACCAAAGCUUCAGUGACCUGCACGAGCUCCUAGAGCUUGACCUCAAGCACAACAGGCUGAGCCACCUCUCGUCCCAGCUCUUUGUGGGUCUGAGCAACCUGGAGUACCUCUUCCUCUCCUCCAACCAGCUCCUGGAGAUCUCCCAGGAUACCUUCAGCCCACUCCAGAGACUCUUCUGGCUCGACCUCUCUCAUAACCAGCUGGAAACGCUGGACAACACCAUCAUCUCGCCCCUGGCCAACCUGCGGUACCUCAGCCUGAGGAACAACUCGCUGGAGACCUUCUCGGUGGGCUUCCUCUGUGCCUCUUUCGCCCUGGAGCAGCUGUGGCUGGGGGGCAACAACUGGCACUGCAACUGCUCCCUGAAGGGCCUGCGGGACUUCUCCCUGCAGCACCCUGUGGUGGUCCCACGUUUUGUGCAGUCUGUGGCUGAGGGGGAUGAUGCCCAUGUCCCCAUCUACACCUACAACAACCUCACCUGCCUUCACCCCCCAGCUGUGGCAGGCCUGGACCUCCGUGACACCACCGAGGACAGCUUUGCUCACUGUUGACGUGCGCUGGCCCUUCCCAAGGGACAUGCCACUUCCUGGCCAUAGCCCCUCACCUGCCACCUCCCUGGCCCUGUCCCCAGCUCGCCAGGGCAGCAGCAGGAGCUCCAGCUCCAUGGCCACCCCAGGUCAGCCCAGUGUUAUCACCACCUCCGGCUGCCCAUCUUGGUGCUGCCACAGCAAGGAGAGCUGUGCCUGGGCAACACUAGGGAGGCAACAGCUCCCCAGGCUUCAAACGGAAACAUUUCAGUCCUUUAUCAUUUAAAUAGCAGCCCCUGGGUCAGUGCAGCCGCUCCGGGCUCCUGUCAGGAGCACAAGCAUCUCUGAGCCUCUGGGAUGGGGGAAAGCUGCACCCUUAGCCUGGAGCCCUCCCCAUGGUGAGGGACAUCCCUGCUGGGGCCAGGACUCAUCAGUGGGACAAAGCAAAGCACCUUCCUGCCACAGAGCAGCUGGGAAAUCCUAAAAGGUCCCCCUGAGCUCCUCAGUAGGUCUAGGGAAGGGAGCAGAUGACUUGCUUUACUCAUUCCUUGCACUGGCAGGAGUAGGCAGGACACAGAAAGCUGCACACGUCACUUACCUGAUAAAUCGUAGCAGACAAAUAAACCUUUGGAGCUAUCGCAA